This is a messenger RNA of Limulus polyphemus (Atlantic horseshoe crab), 1290 nucleotides long. RefSeq names its product gamma-glutamyltransferase light chain 1-like. Lineage: Eukaryota; Metazoa; Arthropoda; Merostomata; Xiphosura; Limulidae. The record is from RefSeq and is a predicted model, not a curated record. Gene Ontology annotation, biological process: glutathione catabolic process. The transcript is spliced from 4 exons. Gene Ontology annotation, molecular function: glutathione gamma-glutamate hydrolase. The coding region runs from base 85 to 687 and encodes 200 amino acids. Gene Ontology annotation, cellular component: plasma membrane.
AAGAAACUCUCGUCGGAAGAAUUCGCCCAAGAGGUACGACGAGAUAUUAAUGACCGACACACUUACGAACCGAUUCAUUACGGGAUGGACACCUCUCACAUGGUGGACACAGACAUGUCACACCUUUCUAUAGUUGCACCAAACGGUGAUGCAGUAGCAGUGUCGUCUUCCAUCAACUCCCAGUUUGGAAGUAAACGAGCAUCUCUGUCAACGGGUAUUAUUUUUAACAAUGCAAUGAACACCUUUACCUCUCUGGACGUCUCCAUUACUAACGGUUUUCCAACAUCGAUCCACAACAAAAUAUCACCAGAAAAACGACCACUUUCUUCAAUGUCUCCAACGAUAGUGGUAGACGGUAACGGAGAAAUUAGACUUGUAAUAGGAGGUACAGGAGGCAGCAAAAUAACUACAGCAACUGCUUUUGUUACCACGUUAAACUUGUGGGCAGGAAAGGAUAUUAACGAAGCUACUAAUACCCCACGUAUCCAUCACCAACUGAUUCCCAAUAUCAUCGAAUACGAAUCGAACUUCUCCAAGGAAGUACUAGAGGGGCUUAAGCUAAGAGGUCACGAAGUUCGGGGGAUGUCAGAUUCAAAGUCUGGUAUCAUGUCCAUUGCUCGAGGACCAACUGGGCAAUUAUACGCCAGUUCUGAUUACCGGAGAGGAGGGAAAACCGACGGGUUCUAAAGCGACACCUACCGUGUUGAACUGUAUGGAAAAGACAACGCCAGUAUAAGAGAAGGAGGUCUUAAACAAGCCACUCCUACGUUUUUAUCGUCUGCAGUGUUUUAAAAUUUAUAUAAUAAUAUAAUUCAUCGUACCGACAGCUAAGGUUCUUCAAUUUGUUCUAGUUUUACAGGCGGUGUGCACAUGCGCAUGACAUUUUAUAUAGAUAACUUCCAAGAUGGCCGCCAUCGGAACCGAUAAGCUAGGCUAUUGAGACACCUUAUUCAUGAUUGUGAUAUUAAUGUAAUCGUGUAAAAAUUAUUUAGAUUAUUUAAUUAUCAAACUGUGAUUUUGAUGUAUAUAUAUGUAUAAUUUCAGGUUUAUUUAUUUUAUAAUCAAAAAUCAACGUUCAAUUUUGGAACAUUAUUGUAAUCUUCGCACUAUGAUUGUUGUUAUUGUGUAUUUAUAUUAAUGAGAAUCGUUAUAGUUCAAAUUAUUCAAUAUCUAAGCAAGUUUAUUUUGUUUUCGUUUGAAUUUCGCGAAAACUUACUCGAGAGAUAUCUGUGCUAGUUGUCCCUAAUUUAGCGAUGAUAGUUUGUUUGUUUGAAAUUAAGCACAAAGCUA